Quercus robur (English oak) is the source of this 2469-nucleotide messenger RNA. RefSeq names its product disease resistance protein RGA2-like. Lineage: Eukaryota; Viridiplantae; Streptophyta; Magnoliopsida; Fagales; Fagaceae. The record is from RefSeq and is a predicted model, not a curated record. The transcript has 4 exons. Gene Ontology annotation, molecular function: ADP binding. The coding region runs from base 1 to 2469 and encodes 822 amino acids. Gene Ontology annotation, biological process: defense response to fungus.
AUGGACGGCGAAUUACCCUUUAGCGUUACGCAGAAGAUGAUGGAAGAUUUGGGCUCCCAGCUUUUCCAAGAGAUUGGAUCCAUCUGGGGUGUCAGAGAUGAACUUGAAGAAAUCAAAAACAUUGUUUCCGCAAUCGCAGCUGUACUACUAGAUGCAGCAGAGCAGCAGUAUCAUAACCAUCAAGUCAGGCACUGGCUCGAAAAGUUAAAGGACGCAAUUUAUGAAGCAGAUGACUUAUUGAGUGAGUUCUCCACCAAAGCUUUGCGGCGAGGAGCGGUGAGUGGGAAUAUAAUCACAAAAGAGGUACGCACUUUCUUUUCAAGUUCAAACCCUAGUAAGAUGAGUCGAAAAAUGAAGGCGAUGAGUCAAAAACUAAAUGCUAUAACAAAGGAUAGGUAUACUUUUCAGUUGAAAGAAUACCAUGUAGACACAGAUGUUGUGAGUAGAAAGAGGGCUUCAACUCACUCAUUUGUACGUGAAGAAGUCGUUAUUGAGAGAGAAGAGGACAAAAAGGUUAUCAUAGCACUAUUAUUGGACUCUAACGUAGAAGAGAAUGUUUCUGUCAUUCCCAUUUUGGGGAUAGGUGGGUUAGGGAAGACUACACUUGCUCAAUAUGUGUAUGAUGAUGAGGAAGUCAAAAGAUGUUUUGAGUUAAAAAUGUGGGUAUGCGUGUCUGAUGUUUUCAAGUUGAAAAUGAUUAUUGAAAAGCUGAUAGUAUUUGCUUCUAGUAAUGCACCUGGAAACCUUGAAAUGGAUGAAUUGCUAAUUCUACUUCGCAAAAAAAUUGAUGGAAAAAGAUACUUACUUGUAUUGGAUGAUGUAUGGAAUGAAGAUCGUGAAAAAUGGCUUAACUUGAGAGAUAUUUUAAUGGGUGGUUCAAAGGGAAAUUAUGAAAUGGAUAAGGAUACCGUGAUACAACUAUGGAUAGCACAGGGGUUUAUCAAAUCAUCAGUCGAAAAUCAACCAUUAGAAAAUGUUGGUGAUAUUUACUUCAAAGAUUUACUUUGGAGGUCUUUCUUUGAAGAAGUAAUAGAUGCACAUGGACUCCUAAAAUACAAGAUGCAUGGUUUAAUUCAUGAUCUUGCAAAAUAUAUUGGAGGAGAUAAGUGCAGGCUUGCUAGUUUUGAUGGCAAAAAUAUUGAUGAAAAAAUUCAUCAUGUAUCAUGUUCAUUUCCUAUUGGCUCAUCUUCUACUAAAAUGUUUAGGUUAUUAGCUAAAGCAGUCAAUCUACGUACAUUUCUUCUAACAUUUGGAAAGCAAAAAUCUGGUGCCUUGGAGGAGUCAAUAUUGUGGAAUUUGCAAACUCUAAAACUUCGUGAGUGUACAAAUCUUAAAGAAUUACCCAAAGACAUUAAAGAAUUGGUCGACCUGAGGUAUCUCGAUAUUACUGAUUGUGAUGGGUUGAGUUAUAUGCCACGUGGAUUAAGACAAAUCACUUCCCUUCAAACUUUAUCAGUUUUUAUUGUGAGCAAGGUCUCCAAGCAUGUUGGUGGACUAGGUGAAUUGAAUCGCCUAAACAACCUGAGAGGAAGAAUAGAGAUCAAACAUUUGGAACAGCUGGAAGAUGCUAACCUAGAAUCCAAGGCCGCAAAUUUAUGGGAAAAGGAGCAUCUUGAAAAAUUGAUCUUAUUGUGGAAUAAAGAAGAUAAUACUAAUAAUGAUGAUGAGAUGUCAUUAGAUGGCCUCCAACCACACCAAAAUCUCAAAGCUUUGGAAGUUGGAAGCUUCAAGCCUUUGCAAUCAACAAUGGCAGUGGCUUCUUCACUUCCCUCUUCCUCCUCCUCAUCCUCAUCCCCUCCUCUCUCGAAAUUAAAGUCUCUGACUUUAGCUUGUAUAGAUGAUAUAGAGUCUUUGCCAUCAAAUCUUAAUUCUCUCAACACAUUGCAGAUUUGGGAAUGCCCAAGACUAUCUUCCUUGUCUCGAGCCAUGCCAUAUCUCACCUCUCUUAGGGACUUGAAUAUUCGAGAUUGCAAAGAGUUUAAUUUGUUAAAUGACGGGGAUGAUGAUGGCAUGGAGUGGCAAUACCUUUAUUGCCUCUGUUCUCUGAGUUUCAGUAGCCUUAAGAAACUAGAGUCUCUUCCAGCUGGUCUUCAAUAUGUUACCACUUUGAAAGAGCUCAUCAUUGUAAAUUGUCCCAAUUUGAUUAGUUUACCCAGAUGGUUUACUAAACUCACAUCACUUACACGGCUUGAAAUUGUUGGAUGCCCUAAUCUAGUCUCUGUACUUGAUGGGAUUAGUUAUCCAAUAUCUUUACGUUCGUUGAAUAUUCAAGGUUACCCAAAUUUGACAACUUUUCCAAUGUGGAUUAGCAACCUCAUCUCACUUGAAGAUCUUGGAAUUAAUGAAUGUCCCGAUCUAACAUCUCUUCCUGAUGUUAGCUGUCUUAGAUCUUUAAGGAACCUGGAAAUUCGCAGCUGCCCCAAUUUGACUACUUUGCCAGAUGGGAUUAGCAAGCUCACAUCACUUUGA